Loxodonta africana (African savanna elephant) is the source of this 1272-nucleotide messenger RNA. Its product is annotated as olfactory receptor 52A1-like. The record is from RefSeq and is a predicted model, not a curated record. Gene Ontology annotation, cellular component: plasma membrane. Gene Ontology annotation, molecular function: olfactory receptor activity; G protein-coupled receptor activity. The coding region runs from base 1 to 951 and encodes 316 amino acids. Lineage: Eukaryota; Metazoa; Chordata; Mammalia; Proboscidea; Elephantidae. Gene Ontology annotation, biological process: G protein-coupled receptor signaling pathway. The transcript has a single exon.
AUGCUUAUUACCAACAGCACUGUGUUUAUGCCCUCUAUGCUGACAUUUGUUGGAAUCCCUGGCCUGGAACCUGUGCAGCGUUGGAUUGGGAUUCCAUUCUGUGCUAUGUACUUCAUUGCUUUGAUUGGAAAUACUCUACUUUUGAUCAUCAUCAAAUCUGAGCAGAGCCUCCAUGAGCCCAUGUACAUCUUCCUGGCCAUGCUAGGAGCCACAGACAUUGCACUCAGCAGCAGCAUCGUGCCCAAGAUGCUUGGGAUUUUUUGGUUUCACUUGCCAGAGAUAUAUUUUGAUGUUUGUCUUUUUCAGAUGUGGCUCAUCCACACAUUCCAGGGUAUUGAAUCAGGAGUCUUGCUGGCCACGGCUCUGGACCGCUAUGUGGCCAUCUGUCAUCCCCUAAGACAUGCUACCACAUUUACUCGCCAAGUAGUCACUCAUAUUGGAGUUGGGAUGACAUUGCGACCUGCCAUUCUAGUAAUCCCAUGCCUAUUGCUUAUAAAGUGUCGUCUGAAACUCUACCGAACCAAGUUUAUAUCUCACACUUACUGUGAACACAUGGCUCUUGUGAAGCUUGCCGCAGAAGAUGUUUACAUCAAUAAAUUUUAUGGUCUCUUUGGUGCUUUUGUUGUUGGUGGGUUUGACUUCAUUUUAAUCACCUUCUCCUAUAUCCAGAUAUUUAUAACUGUCUUCCGUCUGCCAGAAAAAAAAGCUUGUCUUAAGGCAUUUAAUACAUGUAUUCCCCACAUAUGUAUCUUCUUCCAAUUCUAUCUCCUUGCUUUCUUCUCCUUUUUUACUCACAGAUCUGGAACUCAUAUCCCCUCAUAUAUACAUAUCACUUCAUCCAUUCUUUAUCUACUACUUCCACCUUUCCUGAACCCCUUUGUCUAUGGGGUAAAGACCAAGCAGAUUCGAGAUCAGGUAGUAAAAAUAUUUUAUUGCAAAGACCAGGGUUGACAUUUCAUUGAAAUUGUCCCGUUUAUGGGUUUAAGGGCUCAUCUAGGUGUCCUAUGUGAUCUGAAUCUCCUGUCAAUUGUGGAGAGUAGAAAUGUGAUCCUAAUGUAUUAAUGAACAGAUUAAAUGAGUUUUAAAGAAAUUCUAGAGGUAACUGACUUCUGAAAGUAAUUUAAGGAAAACUGUUUUCUGGUCAAUUUCAUUAAAGACAUGUAUAAGACUUACUGUAGAAAGCAUUUUUCUGAAGUUCUUUGCAAUCUUUUCCUGAGUCAUUAAAUAUGAAUUUUUGAGUUAAGAUUUAGAAGUCUAAGAAGACUGGGAAGA